GUUCGAAUUUCAUUCUUUCUCAAAAGUCUGGCUUCUCAGCAGCCAAAAGGCCAGGACAGAAGUGUCCCUGCAGGCACCUAGGGAGUUCUUGUGCAGUCUCUGCCCCACUCCUCCCACUCGGAGUUGGGCUUUGGCAUUCCAUCCAGGUACUCAAGCCGCUUGGGUGAGUCAGAGAAGCUGGGAACACCCACUGAGGCACGCGGCCCGCCCCUCAGUCCCAUCAGCAGAGAAGUGUAGGAGGUUGGAAGGGAAACUUCCCAGCAGCAAGUGGGCUGGACUAAGGGGUCAGUGACGAAACAGGGGGAGGCAGUGUUCUGGCAGAGUCCUGUGAAGUUGGCCCUAUGGCUUAAGAGAAGCAUCUGAGAAAGACCUGGUGAUUCUUGGCAAUCCCUGUUAUUUUGAGAAGAGGCUUCAGCCAACUCCAGGAAAAAAAUCUCCCAAACUCUGCGCAACUGAGGUUCCCACAAGGCGCACCGGGUGGAAGGUGUGAAGUCCAGCUCAGUCCAGCCAGAUUUUGUUUUGAGGUCUACAGCGCAGGCUCACGGGCCUAUGGGAACAGGCGCAUCCAAGCUAGGGCUGGGUGGAGUAUGAGGAGCCGCAGGUGCUGGGAACGAAUAUGCUGAGGCCUAGGACCGCGACUGACCAGGACCAGCAGGGCAGGAUCUGGAGGACCAGUACAGUCGGGAGCUGGCGGCCCAGAGGCCCAGCCGCACAGCCGAGACACCCAGACAGGCGCUCCGGGGGGCUGGGCCCGAGUUCCGGUUGGGGAUUCUGGAGAGGGCGGGUUUCGGACCAGCUUCCGGGGGCGGGGCCAAGCGCACGGGGCGGGGCUCCGGUUUCUCGGAUCCGGGACAGACUUAGCGGCCGAGCGGCGCUUGGAGAGGGCUCAGACUCUGGGCGUGAUGGAGACAGGCGGUGUGUUCGACUCACUCCUGUCCGGAGUGUGCGUGGUCUUCACCCUCGGCAUGUUCUCCACCGGCCUCUCGGACCUCAGGCAUAUGUGGAUGACUCGGAGUGUGGACAGCGUCCAGUUCCUGCCCUUUCUCACCACGGAAGUCAACAACCUGGGCUGGCUGAGUUAUGGGACCCUGAAGGGAGAUGGGACCCUCAUCGUGGUCAACGCAGUGGGCGCUGUCCUUCAGACGCUGUACAUCUCAGCAUACCUGCACUACUGCCCACGGAAGCGUGCUGUGCUGCUACAGACUGCAACCCUGCUAGGGAUCCUUCUCCUGGGUUAUGGCUACUUUGGGCUCCUGGUGCCCGACCCUGAGGCCCGGCUUCAGCAGCUGGGCCUCUUCUGCAGUGUCUUCACCAUCAGCAUGUACCUCUCACCACUGGCUGACCUGGCCAAAGUCAUUCAGACCAAAUCAACACAAUGUCUCUCCUUCUCACUCACCAUUGCUACCCUUCUUACCUCUGUCUCCUGGUCCCUCUAUGGGUUUCGACUCAGAGAUCCCUACAUCAUGGUGCCAAACAUUCCAGGAAUCCUCACCAGCUUUAUCCGCCUCUGGCUUUUCUGGAAGUACCCACAGGAGCAAGACAGGAACUAUCGACUCCUGCAAACCUGAGGCAGCUCACCUGAUUACUGGGCACCUUAAUGCCAAUUUUAUACCAAAGAGAGCUUAUUUCAGCUGGUCCUGCUGACCAGCCCCACCCCCACCCCCCACCCGGUGGGUUGUGGGAAUAAGAGACAACUUUGAGAUUAGAGGGACCAAAGAAACAGCUUUACUUAGAUGAUCCGGUGUGACCUACAAGAUGAAAUAACUUUUAUUUUUCAGAGAAAUUAUCUUUUUUAAUUUUGGAGGUCGGGGUGAUAGCUUUAGAAUAUGCCUUAAAAUAAAGUGUUCCUCACCCCU
This is a messenger RNA of Otolemur garnettii (small-eared galago), 1856 nucleotides long. RefSeq names its product solute carrier family 50 member 1 (gene SLC50A1). The record is from RefSeq and is a predicted model, not a curated record. Gene Ontology annotation, molecular function: sugar transmembrane transporter activity. NCBI's taxonomy places the organism in Eukaryota, Metazoa, Chordata, Mammalia, Primates, Galagidae. Gene Ontology annotation, cellular component: membrane. Gene Ontology annotation, biological process: carbohydrate transport. The coding region runs from base 903 to 1568 and encodes 221 amino acids. The transcript is spliced from 6 exons.